AUGGCAAAGUUUUUUGCCCCAGGCUACUUCAUUUUAUUUUUCAUCAUGAGUCAUUUAAUGUCCAUAAUAGGGAAGUUGAAGAAUUAUUGGAACGCUUCAAGUAUUCCUCAUGAACUUCUUUCCCUUGAUAUUGCAGCUAGGCUUAGUACUGACUCAGAUGCCAUAGAGGCAGCUUCCACUGAUUUUGGAAAUAUUAUUAAAGAAAAACCAGCUGCAGUUCUUUAUCCAUCCACCAUUAAGGAUAUACUCGAUCUCAUCAAGUUAUCCUAUAAUACACAUAUCCCUUUUACCAUCACGGCGAGAGGCCAUGGCCACUCAGUGAGGGGCCAGGCCAUGGCGCGAAAUGGGGUUGUCGUGGAUAUGAAUUCUUUAAAGAAUAACUACAGAACUGGAAUUAGGGUUAGUUGGGAUGCUUCGUUAGGGUUUUAUGCAGAUGUUGGAGGUGAGCAGCUUUGGAUUGAUGUUUUGAAUGCCACACUUGUGCAUGGACUUGCUCCUGUCUCGUGGACUGAUUAUCUGUACCUCACUGUUGGUGGAACUCUAUCUAAUGCUGGAAUCAGUGGCCAAACUUUUCGUUAUGGUCCUCAAAUUAGUAACGUUCAUGAGAUGGAUGUUAUUACAGGUAAAGGAGAAUUUGUGACUUGUUCCAAACACACGAAUCCAGAACUGUUUUUUGCAGUUUUAGGAGGUCUAGGGCAGUUUGGAAUCAUAACCAGGGCAAGAAUUGUCUUAGAGAAAGCACCAACUAGAGUGAAAUGGGUGAGAAUUCUGUAUUCUGAUUUCUCUAAAUUCACAAGAGACCAAGAACAUCUCAUCUCAAUUGAAGGCCUGGACUACGUAGAAGGAUCUCUCAUGAUGAAUCAAAGUCCUCCAAAUAACUGGAGAUCAUCCUUUUUCUCACCUUCUAAUCAAACCAAAAUAGCUUCCUUGUUGUCAAAAAAUGACAUUAUCUAUUGCUUAGAAAUGGUCAAGUACUAUGAUGAUCAAAGUGCUAACACAAUUGAUGAGGAAAUGCAGAAAUUACUUGAAGGGUUGAAAUUUAUACCUGGAUUCAUGUUCACAAGAGAUGCAACCUUUAUGGAUUUUCUGAAUAGAGUUAGAAGUGGGGAGGUAGAGCUGCAAUCAAAAGGUCUAUGGGAUGUUCCUCAUCCAUGGUUCAAUCUUUUUGUACCAAAGUCCACUAUCAUGGAUUUCAAUGUUGGUGUCUUUGUGGACAUCAUUCUUAGACAAAACAAGGCCACUGGACCCAUCCUUGUCUACCCAACAAGCAGGAAAAAGUGGGAUGAAAGAAUGUCAGCAGUGAUACCAGAAGAGGAUAUAUUCUAUUGUGUGGGGCUACUGUAUUCUAGUGGGUUCGAUGACUGGGAGGUUUUGGAUAGCCUAAAUGAUAAAAUCCUAAUGAAUUGUAAUAAAAAGGGCCUCAAGAUCAAGCAGUACCUUCCACAUUACAAAACCAAGGAGGAUUGGAUGAAACAUUUUGAUGAAAAGUGGAACACUUUCCAACAAAGGAAGAUCCAGUUUGAUCCUAAGAUGAUUCUAUCACCAGGACAAAGAAUCUUUACUUUUACUUCUUUUUAG
Molecule: messenger RNA, 1578 nt
Organism: Nicotiana attenuata
Lineage: Eukaryota; Viridiplantae; Streptophyta; Magnoliopsida; Solanales; Solanaceae
Product: cytokinin dehydrogenase 3-like
Exons: 5
Coding region: 1-1578 (525 amino acids)
Biological process (GO): cytokinin metabolic process
Molecular function (GO): cytokinin dehydrogenase activity; FAD binding
Source: RefSeq, a predicted model, not a curated record